AUGCGCCAUCUUCUCCGCCUCCGCCUCCCGCUGCCACCGCUCCGGCUCCGCCCAAACCCAACUACCACCAAAUCCUUCUUCCCCUUGUCCUCCUCUUCUUGGUCAAGCACGCGCACCAGCCCCACCAACCACCACCACCACAAGCAGCAGAUGUCGCCGUCCUCCUCCUCCGCGGCCGCGGUCGCCGAGGGCUCCGCCGCGCGCCGCUUCUGGAUCGCCGCCGCCACGCGGGAGGCCGCCUUCGCCGCCUACACGCCCUUCCUCGUCGCCCUCGCCGCGGGCUCCCUCCCGCUCGACUCCUUCCGCCACUACCUCGCGCAGGACACCCACUUCCUCCACGCCUUCGCGCGCGCCUACGAGAUGGCCGAGGAGUGCGCCGACGACGACGAUGACAAGGCCAACAUCACCGCCCUUCGACAGGCCGUACUACGCGAGCUCAACCUCCACUCCUCCGUACUCCAGGAGUGGGGAGUUGAUCCUACAAAAGAGAUCCCUCCAAACCCAGCAACAACCAAGUACACCAAUUUCUUACUUGCAACUGCAGCUGGAAAAGUCGAUGGUGGGAAAGGUUCUGAUAAAAUGGUCACGCCAUUCGAGAAGACAAAAAUUGCUGCAUACACUGUUGGGGCCAUGACUCCGUGCAUGAGGCUUUAUGCAUAUCUGGGCAAGGAACUCGGCUUUCUCCUGAAACAAGAUGAAAAUCACCCAUACAAGAAAUGGAUCAACACAUAUGCGGCAACUGAUUUUGAGGGUAAUGCACUUCGAAUAGAAGAGUUGCUUGACAAGCUAAGUGUCUCGUUAACUGGCGAGGAGCUUGAGAUUCUUGGGAAGCUCUACCAACAAGCUAUGAGACUGGAAGUUGCCUUUUUUUCCGCUCAGCUCCUAGACGGACCUAUUGUAGCUCCACUUACAAGAUAUCGUGAUCCCAAAGACAAGCUUGUCAUCUUUUCUGAUUUUGACUUGACAUGCACUGUUGUUGAUUCAUCUGCCAUUCUGGCAGAGAUAGCGAUUUUGUCACACCAAAAGGCUAGUCAGAGUGGUUCCGAUAAUCUCGUUAACCGUACAAAAUCAGCAGACCUCAGAAAUUCAUGGAAUAUGCUAUCUAAUCAGUACACAGAAGAGCACGAGCAAUGCAUUGAAAGAUUACUUCCUCCAGAAGAAGCGAAGUCACUAGACUAUGAUCAACUUUACAAAGGUUUGGAAGUGCUAUCAGAAUUUGAGAGACAAGCAAACUCCAGGGUUAUUGAUUCUGGUGUCCUGAGUGGAAUGAACUUAGAUGACAUCAGAAAAGCUGGGGAGCGGCUUAUUCUGCAAGAUGGUUGUCGGAAUUUCUUUCAGAAAAUUGGAGAGACAAGGGAGAACCUCAAUUUAGAUAUCCAUAUUCUUUCCUAUUGCUGGUGUGCAGAGCUUAUCAGAUCAGCCUUUUCGUCAGUUGGUUGUCUGGACGGAUUAAACCUACAUUCCAACGAGUUUGUCUUCGAGGGAUCUGUUUCAACUGGUCAAAUCAACAGAAAAAUAGAGUCUCCAUUAGACAAAGUUGAGAAGUUCAAGAGCAUCAAAAGUGACCUGGACAGUACAACACCAUCAUUGUCUGUUUAUAUUGGGGACUCUGUUGGAGAUUUGCUCUGCUUGUUGGAAGCAGAUAUUGGUAUUGUUGUUGGAUCAAGCACAACCUUGCGAAGAGUGGGCAAACAGUUUGGUGUUUCUUUUGUUCCAUUGCUCCCUGGUUUGAUAGAGAAGCAAAGGCAGCUCGGGAAGCAAGAGGCGUCCGUCUUCAAGGCGCGGUCUGGAGUUCUUUAUACAGUUUCUAGCUGGUCAGAGGUGCAGGCUUUCAUUCUGGGAAAUGAUUUCAGCUGAUUGUUGCUGGCUGCCCUUAUCACUCUCUUUUUUUUCCCGUUCGCAAACAAGACCGGUACCAGCUCAUGCACAUGAGACGCAAAUCCCCGAUGUGGCCAUUUUAAGAAAGCCACAUGCCAAUCCACCUCCUAUAUGAACCUGUAUUUUGCAAUGGUUUUGUUUGUAUGAUCAAUGUGUCAUUGAUCACACUCUGAGUUGUCUUUCCAUCUGGGACCAUUUCUUAUAAUUUUGGGAGUGGUUCCUGUCCUGGCAUUGCAGCAGAACAGAGUGAUAUACUGCCCCGAGGUGUAGCUGUAGAGAAUUUUUUUUUGGCAAUGAAAUUUGAGAUUGCUAUAGGCUUCUUUGUUUGGUACUCCCAUGUUAUCCUGUGACUGAUCAUGUGCUAGUAGUAAUAAGACGACUGGAGAUGGUAUUUUUAAUAUAUAUAAAAAUCAUGAAUAAGGAAA
Messenger RNA from Lolium rigidum, 2303 nucleotides. Its product is annotated as bifunctional TH2 protein, mitochondrial-like. The record is from RefSeq and is a predicted model, not a curated record. The coding region runs from base 1 to 1857 and encodes 618 amino acids. The transcript is spliced from 6 exons. NCBI's taxonomy places the organism in Eukaryota, Viridiplantae, Streptophyta, Magnoliopsida, Poales, Poaceae. Gene Ontology annotation, cellular component: cytosol.